CUUCAUCAGGGGUAGGGUUGUACAGUAUACCGGUACUAGUAUAGUAUCACGGCACUAAUGAAUCAAAAACGGUACCAUACGGUCUAUCUGUGUUGACCCUGCGAUGAGGUGGCGACUUGUCCAGGUUGUACCUCGUCUACCGCCCGAAUGCAGCUGAGUAAGGCUCCAGCACUCCUCCGCGACCCUGAAAGGGACAAGCGGUAGAAAAUGGAUGGGUUCCCAAUUUAUUUUAUUUUAUUUUGUAACGGGCAUGACGGCGCACCGUCACGUCAUGACUUUGAUGGGUUUACGAGCAGAUGAGCAUGUUCGGCAGUGCACAAUCACAGAGUACUUACAAGCAGACACAGUGUGUAGACAGAAAAGGGAGAAUGGGCGUGCUUUGGCUUAAAAACUAACGAUAAAGGUGAAGUUAUAAUACUGAAACGCCCGCAGGAAGAGGUGCUGUAAGACAUGGCUAGCUCGCUAGCAGCGAACAGCCAUCCGCAGUCGGCUGUGCUUUAGCUACUUCUAAAUCCCUAAUCUUCACCUCUAUGGCGACAAAUAAAGUAAGUUUCUUACAAGUAUCAUCCCUGCAGGACGAGGAAUAGCUAAACAUGCUUCACUACACACCGUAGGAGGAUACAAUAGCUCCCAAAAGCUAGUGCGCCUAAAUGUAAACAAAUGCCAUGGGUGGAUCUACACCUAACAUCCACUGUUAUGAUACCAAGUACAAUAGCGUAUCUAGUCGAUACUACUAUGAUUACAUCGAUGUUUUUUAUUGUCACAAAAUCUUUUUCCUUUUUUAAAAUGUCAUAUUAUGUUUAUAAACUCAGUAAAUAUGUCCCUGGACACAUUUGAAUAUGACCAAUGUAUGAUCCUGUAACUAAUUGGUAUCGGAUCGAUACCUACAUUUGUGGUAUCAUCCAAAACUAAUGUAAAGUAUCCAAACAACAGAAGAAUAAGUGAUUAUUACAUUUUAACAGAAGUGUAGAUAGAACAUGUUGAACCGGAAAAUAACCAGAUAUUAACAGUAAAUGAACAAGUGGAUCAAUAAUCAAUGUUUACAGCUUGUCCUUUAUCAUUUUGACAAAAUAAUAUCAUGAGAAAUGAUACAAUAUGUUACUGCAUACGUUGUAACAUACGUUGCCGUUUAUGCCAAUCAAGUAAAUGGUAAAUGGGUCGUACUUGUGUAGCGCUUUUCUACCUUUUUAAGGAACUCAAAGCUCUUUGACACUAUUUUCCACAUUCACCCAUUCACACACACAUUCACACACUGAUGGCGGGAGCUGCCAUGCACGGCGCUAACCAGGCCCAUCAGGAGCAAGGGUGAAGUGUCUUGCUCAAGGACACAACGGACGUGACUAGGAUGGUAGAAGGUGGGGAUUGAACCAGUAACCCUCAGAUUGCUGGCACAGCCACUCUACCAACUUCGCCACGCCGUCCCCAAGUGACAAAUGUCUUAGUGAAGAUGGAUGAUAGGAUGAUGCCUAUUUUUUUUAAUGAUGGCGAUCAACCAUACUCCCUCCCUGGUGUAGAACAAAUAUUUUUUUUAGAGACUGCUUCUUUUGUUGUCCAAAAAGGCCAAAGGACAAGCAAAACACAUCCACCAACAGCUGCUCAACUGGGAUUUAAAUACAUUUUCACUGUGAAAUUAAUGCGGGGAAAAAGUUUGCGUUUUUAUCUGUCAUCUUCCAUGUAGGCCUCCAGAACCCGGUGGACGCCAUGUACCACCUCCAACCUCUCAUGUUCCUCGGCCUCUUUCCUCUCUUCCUGGUUAACGAAGGAUUGAGCUUGAGCACGUCAGACAAGUUGUUCCGGGUGACGGAGUUGUCUCCUCUCUUGUAUUCUGUGCUCUCGUUGAGUAUGGGAGGAGUCCUGGCUUUCGGUUUGGGCUUUUCAGAGUUUCUCCUCGUCUCACGAACAUCCAGCCUCACCUUGUCCAUAUCGGGCAUCUUUAAGGAGGUCUGCACGCUGCUGCUGGCAGCAUGGCUGAUGGGAGACAAAAUGAGCGCGCUCAACUGGCUGGGCUUCGUCAUGUGUGUGUGUGGUAUCGCACUGCACGUGGGUCUAAAGACUUACUACUCCAAAAAUAAAGGCUCGUCCAUAAGGCAGCUGAGCAGUAAGAACACGGAGCUCCAGCUGCCCUUGCUGAGGCAGGAUGAAGACGAUGCCGACAAUGAGGAAGAGGAAAUGACUCUGCACUAGCACACGAGAUCAUCAUCAUCCUCGUAGAGAUCCAUCAUGGUCUGCUUGACAACAUCAAUGUUGUUCUCUUUUGUCUCAGGGGAGUUCAAAAUGAUUGAAAUUUAAUUGAAAUAGAAUACUUUUCUAUGUGAGGUGACUCUCUAGGAGAAUCAUGGACCUUACUAACUUGAUAACAAUCAGUUUGUUCCCUUAAACUUGAUUUAUCCACACAAAUUUAACCUCCACACAAAUAGAAAUAAUCUGUUCGAGGCUCAGACUGACCACCAAAGACUAUAAUACUUUGCGUCGUAUUAUCGUAAUGCGUUCCAACUCCACGUGAGCUCAUCCGUUUCCGUUAUUUUUUUCAUUUGUCGUUAUUUUCGACUCAAGCCAUUAUGUACCGAGCAGCCUGGGCAGACCAUAAUUCAUGUUGGAGCUGACUCGAUGCACGGAUUUUUGCGGCUAGCUAGUCAAUCAUGUGACCUCAGGGGUAUUGUACUUUACAGGUUUUACUGUACUUCAAUACUUUUUCUCGCUUUCAGUAGAUAUUUUUAGCUUUAAAAAUGACCUGAUUGUGCCUUACUUUCUGUACCUCGGCGUCUUCUACUGGACUUGUAAUUAAAACAUUUGCUGCAAUUUAUCAUACAAAAUAGAACAUGUUGUGUCAUUUUUACAGACAAUAAUUGUUCUUCAGCAUUAAUGGUGCCUUCACAGAUGUGUAAGUUACCCAUGCCUUGGGCACUAAUACACCCCCAUACCAUCACAGAU
Messenger RNA from Entelurus aequoreus (snake pipefish), 2931 nucleotides. Its product is annotated as solute carrier family 35 member C2-like. The record is from RefSeq and is a predicted model, not a curated record. The coding region runs from base 1702 to 2184 and encodes 160 amino acids. Gene Ontology annotation, biological process: UDP-glucose transmembrane transport. NCBI's taxonomy places the organism in Eukaryota, Metazoa, Chordata, Actinopteri, Syngnathiformes, Syngnathidae. Gene Ontology annotation, molecular function: antiporter activity. The transcript is spliced from 4 exons. Gene Ontology annotation, cellular component: Golgi apparatus; cis-Golgi network; endoplasmic reticulum-Golgi intermediate compartment.